This is a messenger RNA of Macrosiphum euphorbiae (potato aphid), 261 nucleotides long. Lineage: Eukaryota; Metazoa; Arthropoda; Insecta; Hemiptera; Aphididae. The record is from the annotation of a GenBank genome assembly.
AUGCGACACAAGAGACUGGGUUGCCUUGGUCACGUACUAAUAACAAACUGGAGACCAAUUGGAAGACCAAAACAGAGAUGGUUUAACAAAGGCAAUAGAGAACCAAGCCAACUAGGGUUAGACGAUAUUAAUGAAUUAGCUCUGGGUAGAGACGGUUGGAAAGUAUUUUGUUUUGUAGCCACGGUCCUUGAUGUGCAAAGGCCCCUAAAGCUAGGAGAAAAAGGAAUUUACUAUCUAAUUUUAUCUUGGCCAGACGACUGA